AUGGAGAUUGUUAGAUUCGCCCUCGCCGUUGUUUUUGUACUUUACUCCGUAUCAUCAUCUAACGCGGCAACUGCACCACCGAGCGGUGGUGGCGGAGGAGAUGCUCAGGCAAUGCCGUGUAUACAGAAACUUAUGCCGUGUCAGCCGUUUCUUCACUCGGUGAUUCCACCACCGCCUCCAUCGUGUUGCCUGCCGAUGAAGGCGAUCGUCGCCAACGACGCGACGUGUCUUUGCUCCGUGUUCAACAACGUAGAUAUGCUCAAAUCGCUUAACCUCACUAAAGACAACGCUCUUGAUCUCCCUAAAGCUUGUGGCGCCAACCCUGACAUCUCACUAUGCAAAGCCAGCCCCGCGGGUG
Molecule: messenger RNA, 358 nt
Organism: Brassica oleracea var. oleracea
Lineage: Eukaryota; Viridiplantae; Streptophyta; Magnoliopsida; Brassicales; Brassicaceae
Product: protein YLS3-like
Exons: 1
Source: RefSeq, a predicted model, not a curated record